This is a messenger RNA of Colias croceus (clouded yellow), 4162 nucleotides long. It is a transcript of the gene botv, whose product is annotated as exostosin-3. The record is from RefSeq and is a predicted model, not a curated record. Gene Ontology annotation, cellular component: membrane. Bases 343 to 3102 code for a protein of 919 amino acids. Gene Ontology annotation, molecular function: glycosyltransferase activity. NCBI's taxonomy places the organism in Eukaryota, Metazoa, Arthropoda, Insecta, Lepidoptera, Pieridae. The transcript has 10 exons.
CAGUGGCAUUUUGGUUGAAACUUGACAGUUGACAGUGUGCUUGUCAGAAACUGCUGACAAUUGACAAAUUGACAAUUGAUAUUUCUACAGUAUCAGUAAUCAAUUUUGUCUGCGGCUUAGUUUUUUAGUUUGGAAUUUAAUUAAUUUGAACAGAACAAAUUAAUAAAACAUGUAUUAUUUUCAUACAAACAAACAUUUAUAACGUUAAAAAUAAGUCAAAAUGUGUUGUUUUAUAUCACACUUCACACAUAAAUUGAACUUUACUUCAAAGAAUAAAGAGUUGUAAAUUAUGAACAUCUAGUGAGAUCGUUUAAUUAUAAGUGAAAUCAUUUGUAACUAACAAUGCUUGUUCACGAGAGAAUUUUUCAAUGGCUUGGUCACCUGAAACUAUCCCGGGUCAUAAUAAUGGUUUCUGUGAUACUAUUUCUAGUACCACUCUUUACACACUAUUAUUUAUCUAAGUAUGAGUCGUCCUCUUCAUUGGGGUUGAAUGCAAUGCAGCACACAUUGGAUGCACUGGGCGAUAUCUCAACAAUUAACGCAGAUGAUCUCAAAAUUAGAAUUAAAGAAAUGCUUCGAAUCAAGGCAUCAGUCUCUACUGAAUUACGUGAAUUAGAAGAAAAGCGUGGACGUUUACAAAAAGAAGCAGCAGCUGCCAGUGCUAAGGCUGAUAACGUGAAAGCAGAAUACGCGCGCGCUUCCGCAGAGUUGCAACGGUUGCGAGUGUCCGCCGACCAAGCACGACUCGCACAGCUUGAAGCAAUCCGCAGAGAUUCUCCAGAAUUAGCUCCACCUAACCAAAUCCUUCCAUCGCAACCUCCGCCUAUCUUAUCUCCGUUACACCCUUCUUCUGAAGUACACUGUCGUAUGCACUCGUGUUUUGAUCACUCACGUUGUUCCUUAACAUCUGGAUUUCCAAUUUAUUUCUAUGAUCCCGAUGUUCAUUCACCUCUCGCUGGAGCAGAGGUGGAUGGCUUUCUUAAAACUACAUUGCGACAAACUUUAAGCUAUAACGCUCACCUGACACAUAAUCCGAACGAAGCCUGUCUCUAUCUUGUUCUGAUUGGAGAAUCAUUUCCCACUACCAAAGGCCCAUCUUCAACACCAGAAACGUAUCAACUAAUGUUGAAUGAAACAGCAGUUAAAAGCCUUCCAUAUUGGGGCGGCGACGGCAGAAAUCACGUUCUGUUGAACUUAGCCCGACGAGAACUUUCAGUAGGUUCCGGUGAUGCAUUUCAAGGUGCUUCGACAGGUCGUGCCAUGAUAGCUCAAUCUACUUUUACCCUGCAGCAGUUUAGACCGGGUUUCGAUAUCGUUACUGCUCCAGCAUUGGGACCGCCCGGUGGGGAUGUUUGGGCAGAAUGUGCACCAAUUGCACCUGCAAGAAGAAAAUAUUUACUUAGUUUUCAGGGUUCGAAGUCGCCUGUGACAGAUUUGAAUAAAGAAGACGAUAAACAGUUGAUAGAAUCAUUGCAAAAGAUUGCAAAAAAUGCACCCGCCUCGGAUGUAUUCUAUUUGCAAUUUGAAUGCGAUCCUUCAGUGGAUCGACGAGCGAUUCGGUCCAUCGGAGAUUGGGCGCUCUGUGGUACAGAUCGAUCCAGACGUGCAAUACUCCGUGAUUCAACUUUUGUUUUAAUACUAGCACCCGCGGAUCAGAACUAUGCUUCUACAGCUCUUUUGCAAGCGAGACUGUAUGAAGCAUUACGAUCUGGUGCUAUACCCGUCAUACUUGGUGGAGAUAGAAUUCGUUUGCCAUACGACGAAGUUCUCGAUUGGCGCCGAGCUACUCUAGCUUUGCCAAAAGCGCGUGUCACAGAAUUACAUUUCUUGCUACGAGCAUUGUCAGAUGCUGACUUGCUGGCAUUUAGAAGGCAAGGCAGAGUUCUUUGGGAGAGAUAUUUGAGCUCGUUACAAGCGAGCAUCGACACGUUAUUGGCUGUGAUAAGAACGCGAUUGAAUAUUCCUGCUCGACCGGCAGCUCCCACGUUGGGGACGCCUGCCUUUAAUGAGUCUUAUUAUCCAUUGAAGGUGGAACCACCAGCGGUCGAUUCAGAACCGGAAGAGACUCUCGGACCCUUGGAAGCUCCAUAUCCUAGUCCAGCGUAUCGGCGUAAUUAUUCAUUAUUAUUGUUACAUGGCUAUGAGAUGUGGAAUGACUGGGGAGAACCGUUCGCGAUAUAUCCGCAAUUACCUUGGGAUCCGCCGGUAACAUCAGAGGCUCGGUUUAUGGGGUCAGCGGCGGGCUUUAGACCCAUUGGAGCGGGAGCUGGGGGCUCUGGGAAGGAGUUUAGUGAAGCUCUAGGCGGGGACAGAGCAAGAGAACAGUUUACAAUAGUUAUAUUGACGUAUGAACGAGAGGCAGUACUGGCCGCGGCCCUCGCGCGGUUGCGUGGUUUGCCGUAUUUGAAUAAGGUGGUGGUAGUAUGGAACGGUGUUUCGGGUCCGCCGGCCAGCCAAUCAUGGCCGGAGUCUGGUGCUCCAGUUGCAGUUGUUCGAACACAACGCAAUUCGCUUAACAACCGCUUUCUACCAUAUCAUCUUAUCGAGACUGAGGCGGUGCUGUGCGUUGAUGAUGACGCACAUUUGAGACAUGAUGAAAUCGUCUUUGCGUUUAGGGUAUGGCGUGAGCAUCGGGACAGAAUCGUGGGUUUCCCCGGCAGAUAUCAUGCAUGGGACCUUAACUUUAACAAUGGAUUCCUCUACAAUUCAAAUUACAGUUGCGAGCUAAGCAUGGUGCUAACAGGCGCGGCGUUCGUACACCGCUACUACCUGUGGGCGUACUGGCGCGCGCUGCCCGCCGCCGUGCGGGACUACGUCGACGAGUACAUGAACUGCGAGGAUAUCGCUAUGAACUUUUUAGUUGCUCAUAUUACUAGGAAGCCACCGGUUAAGGUGACGUCGCGUUGGACGUUCCGUUGCCCGGGCUGCCCGGUGACGCUGUCUGCCGACGAAACACACUUCCACGAGAGACACAAGUGUAUACAGUUCUUUUCACAGGUGAUGGGCUACACGCCGCUCCUGUCGACGCAGUACCGCGCCGACUCGGUGCUGUUCAAAACACGAAUACCUCACGAUAAACAAAAGUGCUUCAAGUUUAUAUAGGAAUUAUUUAUAAGUAAAAUAAUCGUAGAUAUAUAAGCACAGUAAAGCUGAAUUUGACGACUUCGUAUUACAUUUUGACGGAAAGGAGAAAAUAAAUUUAAAUUUUCUUGUGUUGUAUUAUAUCAGUAUGUGAUUGUAUUAUUAAAAUUCUAAAAAAUAAGUUUCAGAACAUUAUCUGAUUAUGUACUAGUCUUUGUAAAAAAAAUAUAAGGCAUCACACAUAAUGUUAUUGUUCGGAGUUUUUUCACAAAAAAUGUGUUCAAACUUCAAAGCCUUCUAUUACAUUAUCGUUAUCAAAAAUCUCAACUAUCAUUAUUUUAUGUUUUGAUUGUUGUAAACAAAAAUUUAGAUUUUAUCUUGAUUGAACUAUAACUAAAUAUUUCACAGCAGAAAGAUAAUCGUUUUAGGUUUUAUUAACUAAUUCUUAUCACGAUUUUCGCCCACAAUCAAAAGACCGUAGUCAUUACCAUUUUUUGGUCGCAAUGGUUUGAAAUUUUGUAUACUACACAUAACAUCUUAAUGAAGUAUUGUAUAAAAACCGUAUUUCUAGACUUAUUAUAUUAAAUCUCAACUUAUAUUUGAUAUUUCAUUAUAAAAGUUACGCCAUAUUCGACCAAAGUACUAAACUUACAUUUAUUUUUGCGAUGAUUUUCGUCAUAAAGUUGUAAUUACUAGUCUAAUUUUGUAUUCGUAUUAUUUUAACUGUUGUAAAUAUUGUGUACAAUAAAAAAAGUAAAUAUAAUCUAUACUGUGUAAUGUGUUCUAUAUUAUAUUAUAAUUAUUAAGUUUAUAAAUUAUUUUAACGAGCUAUAUACAUUGUAAUAAAACUCUUGAAUACAUAUAAAUCAGAAAUAAAGAACUAAAAAAAAGAUUAGAUAUUAGAAUUAUUGUAUGAUUUUGUUUACUCGGAUAUUUUUUUUAUUCGUUUUUAUAGGUCAAGACUGAUUAACUCAUCGUAGGCAUGACGAAAGAUUUUGAAAUCCUCUUCCAUAAUGUGUGUAUACGUUUACUAUACAAAAAAAACCCUAUAUUUCGGUAAUAUACUUAAAUUUAACGAAGA